Pseudophryne corroboree (corroboree frog) is the source of this 1008-nucleotide messenger RNA. RefSeq names its product serine protease 33-like. The transcript has 5 exons. The coding region runs from base 1 to 1005 and encodes 334 amino acids. Lineage: Eukaryota; Metazoa; Chordata; Amphibia; Anura; Myobatrachidae. Gene Ontology annotation, biological process: proteolysis. Gene Ontology annotation, molecular function: serine-type endopeptidase activity. The record is from RefSeq and is a predicted model, not a curated record.
AUGCCAGCUCAGGCUGAUGAAAUCACAUGGCAUCACUGCGAUAAGCAGCUUUUUACUGCAUCAGGGGUCACAGCACUGAAGCAGGAAGUUUCGUGGAAGCAGUGGACAGCGGCUCCUGGGACUGUAUAUCCGACUGCUGUACUCUCUAACGUCACCACUGCGGCCCAGCCAGCCUGCGGACUUCCACUGAUCACCAGUCGGAUAGUUGGCGGUACGGAUGCUACUGAAGGAGAAUGGCCCUGGCAGAUCAGCAUGCGGUACCUUGGUUCUCAUAUAUGCGGGGGGUCUCUAAUCUCCAACCAGUGGAUACUGACGGCUGCACACUGCUUUGGAUCGUCUCAAAAUCCAUCAGACUACACCAUUGUCCUGGGCGAGUACCAGCUGGAUGUUACCAGCCCUCACCAGAUCACCUCCGGAGUGCGGAGUAUAACGGUGAACUCCCAGUACACCAGUGUGGGAUCCAACGGAGACAUUGCUCUGAUGGAACUGUCCAGUCCUAUCACCUAUACCGAGUACAUCCUUCCGGUGUGCGUGCCUACAGCCUCGAUGAGCUUCCCGUCCGGGAUGAACUGCUGGGUAACUGGAUGGGGUACCAUAGGAUAUGGCGUGACCCUUCCAUCCCCGGGAACUCUGCAGCAAGUGCAGGUGCCACUAAUCAACAACAGUGCAUGCAACCAGAUGUACCUCACCGGCUCCACUGCUACUCCUGGCUCCACAAUCAUCCCUAGCGACCAGAUCUGUGCCGGCUACCAGGCUGGGCAGAAGGACUCCUGCCAGGGAGACUCUGGAGGACCCCUGGUUUGUGCCGUUCAGGGCGUUUGGUUUCUAGUGGGCGUUGUGAGCUGGGGAAAUGGGUGCGCCUUGGCUAACCGGCCCGGAGUUUACACCUAUGUACCUGAUUACUAUAGUUGGAUCAAUAGCAAAGAAGCCAGUGGAGCAUCAAGAAGCGUCAUGUCCCCAUUUUCUGUUUUGAUGGCAUCAUUGUUGCUCCUAAUGACCUGUUAAUUA